This is a messenger RNA of Penicillium oxalicum, 2220 nucleotides long. It is a transcript of the gene arg2, whose product is annotated as acetyl-CoA:L-glutamate N-acetyltransferase. The record is from RefSeq and is a predicted model, not a curated record. The coding region runs from base 1 to 2220 and encodes 739 amino acids. Gene Ontology annotation, biological process: L-arginine biosynthetic process. Gene Ontology annotation, cellular component: mitochondrial matrix. Gene Ontology annotation, molecular function: L-glutamate N-acetyltransferase activity, acting on acetyl-CoA as donor; arginine binding. The transcript has 2 exons. NCBI's taxonomy places the organism in Eukaryota, Fungi, Ascomycota, Eurotiomycetes, Eurotiales, Aspergillaceae.
AUGAGCUCCCGAACAUUUUCCCGGCCUUGGGCGGUUCCGGCCUCGCUCACCAAGGUACACACACACUCCCAUGCGUUCUUGAAACAAGAUGACCCCAUACUCGGAACAGAACAUCGAAUAACUGAGCAAAUUUCCCCUAUCCAGCAACAUGUAGCGCGCAGUCACGGACCGGCUUUGCGACGCCCGGCGCAACCUCGACCAAUUAAUGCGGCCUCGCAGCAGGUGGCCGAGUCAUCAAACACCAGUGACAAUGGAGAUCGACUGGGCCGUCGAGCCAAGGAAAAGAUGCUGGACAAGGAGUUCUUCCUUAGCUUGCUAAGCUCAGCGUCAACCAAACGUGAAGCAAAGUCGUACCUGUCGCGGUUGAAGGCCACCGCUGCGAAGGAAGAUGCACUCUCAAAUCGAACAACGACCUCGAUAUCUCACACGCACGGGCCGAAAUCUACGCAGGAUCCUUCCUCAUCGUCCGAAGUCAAUUCCGGAUCGUUUUAUGAUGCGCCCAGAGCGGUACACGACACACCAGUCUUUCGGCAGGAGAAGACUCCCGUUUCUCGAGAACAAGGGGCAUCUGGACAGCUGAAUCUAGCUCUGAUCAAGCUGAGUACCCCGCAAGAACUGGACAAUGAGACGGUGGACGGUGUGGCAAAGACCCUUUCACAAUUGGUGCGUCUUGGAAUGGCUUGCUGUGUUGUGGUUGAUCCGGGCUGGAACAAGGAUGAAAAUGCACAAAUGCGAUCGGUUGCAAGUGAGCAAGCCACACGACUUGCCAACGCCGUGGAUGCACAGCCGGACUCUAAAUCUUUCUGCCUCGAUUCAAUUCUUUCCCUCUCCGAAACGGAUCCGGGCUUGAUGACCGUUACUUCGCGACAGAGACUUUUACGGCCUCUGCGGGACGGACAUGUGGUGGUCAUUACACCAAUUGCGUACAGUGACGAGACUCCGCGGGCCAUCCCAGUGUCUGCGAAUGAGGCAAUCUUGACUCUCACUAGGGAGUUCGCGGGCCUGUCAAUGACUUCUUCCCCGGACGAAGACCCGACUGUCACUGCAGAAAAAGUGAAUGCACUCCAGCGAGAAGUCUCUGUGGACCGGGUCAUCUUACUGCAUCCGUCUGGAGGCAUUCCCGCUUUCCGCGGCCCGCAGGAAUCACAUGUUUUUAUCAACAUGGAGCAAGAAUUCGAAGACAUUGCGACAGAGUUGUCUGCCGCGCAACGCAUGUUUGCCGGGGCAGCCCGUGGCCCAGUUCAUCCGGAAACAAAGUCUGCACUUGAAUUUUCGGGUGAGGAGUCGAUCUCCAAGCUUCACCACUCGCCUCACACCGUAGGUCAGGUGCUGGACGGACAUCUUGACAAUCUCCGGCUAUCACAGCAAACACUGGCAAUGCUCCCUUCCACUUCUUCCGGGAUUAUUACCUCUCCCUAUGAAGUUGCCAAGUCCGCUCGUCCUCGAGAGGUCAAUUCCAAUUUAUCCGCAGUUGGCACACGACGCCAGCGCAACCCCCUCAUUCACAAUCUUUUGACAGACAAGCCGCUCCUGUCGUCAUCUCUUCCUCCUGGUCGCCGCAAGACGAUCAACCACGCCAGCACUGUCAGCGCUCCUUCCUCUCAUUCCACAUUCGUCAAGCGUGGCAUGCCCUUGACUAUGCUUCCGAACCCUUACGUGCAAAUGUGGACGGCUCACAGUCAGCCCCGCUUGAAGCUCGAUGACCCCUCCAUUGAUCUGCCACGACUGGUGCAUCUGAUUGAAGACUCGUUCGGACGUAAGCUCGACGUCCGGGAUUAUCUCGAGCGAGUCAAUGAUCGACUUGCCGGCCUGAUUAUUGCCGGUGAGUACGAGGGGGGUGCAAUUUUGACGUGGGAAGCACCCCCGGGGGUGGUGGAUGAUGGUAGCGAAGCCAGUGCGGCACGGAUGGUCCCUUACCUGGACAAGUUCGCAGUACUCAAGCGCAGCCAGGGUGCGGGAGGCGUCGCCGACGUGGUUUUUAAUGCGAUGGUACGCACUUGUUUCCCGAACGGAGUCUGCUGGCGAAGUCGCAAAGACAAUCCCGUGAACAAGUGGUACUUUGAACGAUCCAUUGGGACGUGGAAGCUGUCCGAUAGCAACUGGACCAUGUUUUGGACCACACCUGGGUUGGUGGACAAUCCUCAACGGUUCCGAGAUUAUGAAAAUGUCUGCAGAAAUAUUCAACCUAGCUGGGCGGAUCACAGCAACGUUGUUGACUGA